AUGGCCGGCGCAACCCUCUUCACGCGAGCCGCAAGGCUAAGCUCUUCGACGGCCAGCCUGGUCUCUUCCUUUCGGACGCUCGCCGUCUGCCCGAUCGCGACGCAGACCCGAACCAUCUCCCAGUCCGUCCUCAGCAAGUCGACGCGGCAAUGGCUGCCGACCACGGCGCUGGUCGGAGGUGGCAUCAAGACGGCUGUACAGCAGCAACAGCAGCAGACGAGGGGUAUGAAGGUGCACAGCUCGGUCAAGAAGCGAUGCGAGCACUGCAAGGUUGUUCGGAGGAAGGGCGGCAAGCGACACCGCGGCUACCUCUACAUCAUCUGCCCGGCCAACCCGAGGCACAAGCAGCGCCAGGGCUAG
Thyridium curvatum is the source of this 360-nucleotide messenger RNA. RefSeq lists its product as uncharacterized. The transcript is spliced from 2 exons. The record is from RefSeq and is a predicted model, not a curated record. Gene Ontology annotation, cellular component: ribosome; mitochondrial large ribosomal subunit. Gene Ontology annotation, biological process: ribosome biogenesis; translation. Gene Ontology annotation, molecular function: structural constituent of ribosome. The coding region runs from base 1 to 360 and encodes 119 amino acids. Lineage: Eukaryota; Fungi; Ascomycota; Sordariomycetes; Thyridiales; Thyridiaceae.